Molecule: messenger RNA, 465 nt
Organism: Tinamus guttatus (white-throated tinamou)
Lineage: Eukaryota; Metazoa; Chordata; Aves; Tinamiformes; Tinamidae
Source: RefSeq, a predicted model, not a curated record
GCGCCGCGCCGGGGCCCCGGGGCCAUGUUCGUGCAGGAGGAGAAGAUCUUCGCGGGGAAGGUGCUGCGGCUGCACGUGUGCACCGUGGAGGGCGCCGAGUGGCUCGAGGAGGUGGCGGAGGACACCACGGUGGAGAAGCUCAAGGAGCGCUGCCUCAAGCACUGUGUACCUGGGAGCUUGGAGGAUCCAAAAGCCGUGACACAUCAUAAGUUGAUACAUGCUACUUCUGAGAAGGUGCUGACAGACACAAAAACAGUGUUAGAGGAGAACAUUCAAGAUAGAGAUGUCUUGCUCUUAAUAAAGAAGCGUGUACCCCCUCCACUCCCCAAAAUGGCAGAUGUAUCAGCAGAGGAGAAAAGGAAACAGGAGCAGAAAGCUCCUGAUAAGGAAGCUAUUCUCAAAGCAACUGCAAAUCUGCCUUCUCGCAAUGUCGAUCGCACUGUGGCUCAUCACAACAUGAGGGAU